Molecule: messenger RNA, 3264 nt
Organism: Saprolegnia parasitica CBS 223.65
Lineage: Eukaryota; Oomycota; Saprolegniomycetes; Saprolegniales; Saprolegniaceae
Exons: 3
Coding region: 11-3211 (1066 amino acids)
Biological process (GO): microtubule-based movement
Cellular component (GO): dynein complex
Molecular function (GO): dynein light intermediate chain binding; dynein intermediate chain binding; minus-end-directed microtubule motor activity
Source: RefSeq, a predicted model, not a curated record
GUGGAAUAUCAUGGGGCUGCCAGCCGACGCCUUCUCGACCGAGAACGGCCUCUUUGCGACCAUGGGCCGCCGCUGGCCGCUCAUGAUUGACCCGCAAGGCCUAGCCAACAAGUGGAUCAAAAACAUGUACAAGACGAGCAACCUCCAGAUCAUCAAGCUGUCCGAGAAAGACUUUUUGCGCACGUUGGAGAACGCGAUUCGAUACGGCAUGCCCGUCUUGCUCGAGAACGUCGAGGAGGAGCUCGACCCGAGCUUGGAACCGGUCUUGCUCAAGCAAGUGUUCAAGCGGUCCGGUCAAAACUUGCUGCAUUUGGGCGACGCCGACAUUCCGUACUCGGAUGCCUUUCGGCUGUACAUCACGACCAAGCUCGCCAACCCGCAUUACAUGCCCGAGGUGUGCAUCAAAGUGACGGUCAUCAACUUUACCGUCACGCUCACGGGGCUCGAAGACCAGCUGCUUGUCGACGUUGUCCGCAACGAGCGCCCCGACUUGGAGCAAAAGAAGGACGAACUCACGGUCGCGAUUGCAAGCGACAAGAAGGCGCUGAAAGAAAUCGAAGACAAGAUUUUGUACAUGCUCGAGAAUUCCAAAGGCAACAUUCUGGACGACGAAGAGCUCAUCGAUACGCUUGCGCACUCGAAAGUGACGUCGAGUGCGAUCAAGACGCGCAUGUCGGAGGCGGAAGUCACGUCCAAAGAAAUCAACACGACGCGCGAAGGCUACCGCUGCGUCGCGGUCCGCGGCUCGAUCAUCUACUUUGUGAUUGCAAACCUCGCGCUCGUGGACCCGAUGUACCAGUACUCGCUGCAGUACUACCAAAAACUGUUUGUGAUGCGGCUCGAAGCAAGCACCAAGUCGGACGUGCUCUCGGAGCGGCUCGAGAUUCUCAUGAACGAUGUGACCAUGUCCAUGUACGUGAACGUCUGCCGCGGCCUCUUUGAGAAGGACAAGGUGAUCUUUGCCUUCAUGAUUGUGGCGUCGAUUCUCCGCCAGCGCCACGCGAUCUCGGCGGCCGAGUGGAACUUUUACCUCAUUGGCGCCAAACGGACACACCCGCUUGACGCACGUUUGAAACCGUCGUGGGUCCCCGAACGCGUGUGGAUCGGUCUCGAGACGCUGCUCGAAGUCAAUCCCGAGGCGUUUGGCCCGGUGAUCCCGUCGCUCACGGACUUCACGACAUCGUGGAAAGAGUCGAUCUUGUACUCGGAGCUGCCGCACCAAGAGCCGAUUCCCGGCAGUCUCAACGAAUCGCUCACGAAUUUUCAAAAGCUUUUGCUGCUCCGCGUCUUUCGCGAAGAAAUGCUGGUCUUUGGCACGCGCGAGUUUGUCGGGCGCGAAGCCGGCGCGUUCUUCACCGAGUCGCCGCCGUUCGACUUGAAGGGCUGCUACACGGACUCGGCGCCAGACAUUCCGCUCAUCUUUGUGCUUAGCCCGGGUGCCGACAUCACCGACUACCUCCUCGAGCUUGCAAAAGCCGAAGGCAAAGAUGGGGCAGGGCUCAAGAUCAUUUCGCUUGGCCAAGGGCAAGGGCCGAUCGCCGAGGCCUUGAUGAAGCAAGCGCGCGAGACGGGCGAGUGGGUCUGCCUUCAAAACUGCCACCUCGCCGUGAGCUGGCUCGGCAAGCUCGAGCAGAUCCUCGAGAAAAGCAAGGAGGUCGAGCUCCACAGCGAAUUUCGCCUCUGGCUCACGAGCAUGCCCAGCUCGAAAUUCCCCGUCCCGAUUCUACAAAAUGGCAUCAAGAUCACGAACGAGCCGCCAAAAGGCAUGCGCGCGAACCUCGGCCGCACGUUCCUCGACAUGAAAGAGACCGAUUACGAAGGCUGCACGAAGCCGCGCGAGUACAAAAAGUUCAUUUUUGCCCUCGCCUUUUACAACGCGCUAUGCCUGGAGCGCCGCAAGUUUGGCGCGGUCGGCUGGAACAUCCCCUACGAAUGGAUGAACUCGGACCUGAAGACAGGCAUGCAGCAAGUGAAACUCUACCUCGAGGAGCAAGACGAAGUGCCCUUCAUUACGCUCAACGUCAUGGUCGCCGACAUCACGUACGGCGGCCGCAUCACCGAUCGCUGGGACAAGCGCACGAACUCGUCGCUCAUGCGCAAGCUCUUUCACGACGAGCUCCUCGAUGACAACUACAAGUUUGCCUCGUCGGCGACCUACUUUGCACCGGCGACGGGGUCGCUCGACGAGUGCCGACGGUAUGUCUCGUCGCUGCCCAACGUCGACGCGCCCGACAUCUUUGGUCUCCACGCCAACGCCGACAUUACGUUCCAGCAAAAGGAGACGAGCAUGCUUCUCUCGACCAUGCUGUGCAUGCUCGGAGGCGGUGGCGGCGGCGGCGGCGAAGCCAGCGUGAGCGACGACCUGGUCAUGGAGCUCGUGCUUGCGAUCCAAGGCCGCAUUCCGGACGCGUUCGACGAAGCGUCGGCGCACGCUGAGACUUUUAAAGAGACCUCUGGCAGCCGCAACUCGCUCGGCGUCUUUCUCGGCCAAGAGCUCAUUCGCUUCAACGGACUCAUGCACGUCAUGAAGAGCACGCUCGAGAGUCUCAAGCGCGCCAUCAAGGGUCUCGUCGUCAUGUCCGGGCCGCUCGAACGUAUGUACAGCGGAUUUCUUCUCCAAAAGAUCCCGAAAGAGUGGGAGGACGCCGGGUAUCCGUGCCUCAAGCCGCUCUCGUCGUGGACCGAGGAUUUUUUCCGACGCCUCGACGUCCUCGGCGAUUGGCUCGUGCACGGCCCGCCCGUGAGCUACUGGCUGCCCGGCUUCUUCUUUCCGCAAGGGUUCAUGACCGGCGUCAAGCAAGUGUUUUCACGCGAGCACAAGAUUGCGAUCGACGCGCUCAUCGUCACGUGCGAGGUGCUCGGGUAUGACCCGGAAGGGGCGAAGGCGCCACCGCCCUUUGGCGUGUAUAUUUACGGCCUCUUCAUGGAAGGCGCGUGCUUUGACCGCAACACGAUGCAAAUCGGCGAGUCCAAACCUGGCGAGCUCUUUGAUAAGAUGCCCAUCAUCUGGCUCAAGCCCACGCGGAGCGUCGAGUACAAGCCAAAGGACGCGUACGAGUGUCCGCUGUACAAGACGUCGACUCGCGCCGGCACGCUCUCAACCACGGGUCACUCGACCAACUUUGUCGUCGCCCUCGACAUUCCGAGCGAGAAGAGCCAAGACCAUUGGAUCCGACGCGGCUGCGCGAUGCUGUGCAUGCUCGACACCUAAUCCUUGUAGAUAAUACAUAUAGAGUGCGAUGAAUGCGAGGAACUAUAUACCGA